Conger conger (European conger) is the source of this 1535-nucleotide messenger RNA. RefSeq names its product ribosome biogenesis regulator 1 homolog (gene rrs1). Gene Ontology annotation, cellular component: nucleolus; nucleus; preribosome, large subunit precursor. Gene Ontology annotation, biological process: ribosomal large subunit export from nucleus; endonucleolytic cleavage in ITS1 to separate SSU-rRNA from 5.8S rRNA and LSU-rRNA from tricistronic rRNA transcript (SSU-rRNA, 5.8S rRNA, LSU-rRNA); ribosome biogenesis. The transcript has a single exon. The coding region runs from base 40 to 1077 and encodes 345 amino acids. The record is from RefSeq and is a predicted model, not a curated record. Gene Ontology annotation, molecular function: protein binding. Lineage: Eukaryota; Metazoa; Chordata; Actinopteri; Anguilliformes; Congridae.
UGCGCAUGCACAUGUGGGACAUGUGCACUGCAUUUCAAAAUGGCAACUUGCAGUAUAGAAGACGUGUUGGCUAAAGCUGAGAAAGAUGAAGCAGAGAAACUCAAAAGUAUAACAGUAAUCAAAGAGCUUGAUCUAGAAUUUGACCUAGGUAACAUGCUCGCUUUAGACAAGAAUCCGCCUAGUAUUCGAGAGUUCAGGGAGAAUAAAAAAGACGAGUUUCUGCGCUCUCUGGCCCGGGAUAACGCACAGCUGCUACUCAACGAGAUCUGGAAAUUGCCCACCGAGAGAGUUGAUGAGGUAAUAGUUGCCAAAUUACCCGAACCAACUACUCGGUUGCCCAGGGAAAAGCCACCACCGAAGCCCAGACCCCCGACUAAAUGGGAGGAGUUCGCCAAACUGAAGGGAAUCCAGAAGAAAAAGAAAACUAACUUGAUGUGGGACGACGUGCAUAAGGAAUGGAAAAGGCGAUGGGGCUACAAACGUGCCAAGGAUGACACGAAAGAGUGGCUUCUUGAAGUUCCUGAGACCGCGGAUCCAAAUGAGGACCAGUUCGCGAAGCGCAACAAGGCCAAGAAAGAGAGAGUGGCAAAGAACGAGUUAAAUCGUUUGCGGAACAUUGCCAGGGCACAGAAGAUAAAAGUGCCAGGGAUUGGUCUUGCACCAACCGGACAGCAGUCCAAAUCCGAGCUGGAGAAAGCAGUGCAUGUGGCUAAACUGUCCACCGCUUCGGUCGGUAAAUUUCAAGACCGUCUACCAAAGGAGAAGGCGCCCAGAAAUACUGGGAAGAAAAGGAAGUUUCAACCUCUCAUUGGGGACUUCUCCACUGAAAAGCAAAAACAGCUGGACAUUUUGAAAAUUAUGGACGGCAAAAAGCCCCGACUGGACAUCAACAAAGCGGUGAACAAGCAAAUGAGAGAAGAGGACAUGGAGUCUGAUUCCAAAAAGAAAGGUCGCCCAGGAAAGAAGGGUGGAAAGGGAAAGGGAAAGGGAAAUUUUUCGGGGAAAAAGGGGAAAGGAACCGGGUCAGCCAAGGGUGGUAAAAACCGCAAACCACGUAUGAAGCUGGGGAAACGAUAGUUCUUGUUUGGUAGUUUAUUUUUUCUCGUUAUAUGCUGUCUAAGAAUUUACAUUUUUCUUUAAAUCUUCUUUUGUUUCUUUAAAUUUGUCGUUGAAAUAUCCAGGAUUUUAAAAUCCAGGUUAUAAGUGCCUCUUGCCCGAAACUGAAGUUGCUAUAAUAUAGCCUAUGCGUUGUCCUGUGUUCACUCUUGGUACUCGGGAUAACGUUAGUCGUCAAUGGGGGUAUUUAACCGCCAUCGUUAAAAUGUUGUAAAUACAAAAUAUCUAGCGACAAACGAGAUAAUCAGUAUGGGUAAUUGUCAUCUGUGUUUUUGCUGCUUUUGUAUUAGCCCAAUAUGUGAUCAUUAAAUCCACCAGCAAAUAAUCUUAACCGUUCUGAAAUUGUAUUUGCUUUUGUAAGAUUACUUUGAAACAAAUGGUCUCAUGAAAUAAAUCUAUUGGAUUAUGUAAUAAAACAA